This is a messenger RNA of Humulus lupulus (European hop), 7891 nucleotides long. RefSeq lists its product as uncharacterized. The transcript has 10 exons. The coding region runs from base 749 to 7699 and encodes 2316 amino acids. The record is from RefSeq and is a predicted model, not a curated record. Gene Ontology annotation, biological process: response to oxidative stress; lipid biosynthetic process. NCBI's taxonomy places the organism in Eukaryota, Viridiplantae, Streptophyta, Magnoliopsida, Rosales, Cannabaceae. Gene Ontology annotation, molecular function: catalase activity; phosphopantetheine binding; heme binding.
GAUCGAAAACCACAAUUGGGUUUUUUGCUAUAUCCGCCAUUGAUGAUGAUGAUGAUAAGAUGAUCUGUUCCUUCCUACUUCAUUGCCUCGCUCUUUUCGCCGCACCACGACGAACGUUACAUAUUCCUGUUACGGAAAGUAUAUCCUUUUCCUAUAUAUAUAUAUAUAUAUAUUAAAUAUAUAUAUGUGUACUUAACAGUGUUUAUAGUGAGAUCGAUAAGAGCAUCAUCAUCUGUCUUACCGAGGCAAAGGAAUAAUAUUAGAAUAUCUGGACCCAUUCUCGGAGUCAUCGAGGGAGGAGUGUUGUUGUGUUGGCUGGGAGUUAAGGAACAGUGGGCUUUGUCGUCUACUUCUUGGAAGGAAGAAGCUCCUUGGCCUUGUUAAAUAUGAGAAAUAAUCUCCGAACUGAGAUCAGCAUCUUAUUUUAUGCGUGGAAGAGCGGCUUUUCUUACUCAUUUUUACCUCUCUUUUUGGCCAUUUGGCACCCUGUUCUACAACCCCUUUUGCCCAUUUCAGCUUUCCGAGGGACAUUUUUCCGCAGAGGGCAGGCACUUAGUGACUGUGAAUGAGAUACCUUUGAAAGGGAAUUUUUUAAAGGGGACAACUAACUCGGUUCUUGCAUGGUGAUGAAGCAGGAGUAAAGUAAAUAAUUGAAGACAGAUAUUGUCUGAGACCUCAGAACUACAUAUUCUGACCAUGAAAACAAACAAUUGAACUUAUUUAAGGAUAAGCCAGAACAUCUGAUAACAUGGACCCAGAAAAGCCAAUAGACGAUCAGUUUUCAAAGUUGCAUCCAUGUCUGCCUGUGAACACAAGAAUUGGGAUAGUAGGUGGUGGUCCAAGUGGCAUAUCAGCUUCUUAUGCACUGGCAAAACUUGGUUACACUAAUGUGACAGUAUUAGAGAAGUAUCAUUCUGUUGGUGGCAUGUGUGAGUCUGUCGAAAUAAGAGGGAAGAUAUAUGAUCUGGGUGGUCAAGUUCUUGCCGCAAAUAGUGCCCCUGUAAUCUUUCACUUGGCAAGAGAGACUAGUUCUGAACUAGAAGAGAUGGAUUCCCACAAGCUUGCUCUCAUUGACAGUGCCACAGGAGAGUAUCAGGAUAUAAAAGUUGCAGAUGAUUAUGUAUCUGUGAUAUCACUGACCUUAGAGCUUCAGGAUAAGGCAAAAAAUGCAAGUCGACUUGGCAUGCAUGCUGUGAGUGAAUUAGCUUCAGACUUAACUCCUCAGUAUCUUAAUGACCGUGGAUUCAAAUCAGUUCCCAAGUCUGUGGCUUAUGGAUACACUGCUUCUGGGUAUGGAUUUGUCCAAGACAUGCCUUAUGCUUACAUUCACGAGUUCACUCGCACAUCCAUGGCUGGAAAGAUUCGGCGUUUUAAAGGUGGAUACACUAGUCUUUGGCAAAAGAUCAGUGGAUCACUUCCAAUAGAAGUCCACUGCAACACUGAAGUGUUGGCAAUCAAACGUAAUUCUGAUGGUGUUAAAGUUGAUGUGAAAGACUGCAAUGGGGAAGUCAAGGUUAUGGAUUUUGAUAAAAUAAUCAUUUCUGGUUCUUUUCCAUUCAAAAGUGGAAGAAUUUACAGAUCUCCGCAUUCAAAUUCUACAGAACAUGAAUCUGAAGCAAUUGAUUUUGGUGAUCUCGAAAAAGAGUUGUUCAGUAAAGUACAGACAAUUGAUUACUACACCACUGCUUUGAAGAUCAAAGGGCUAGAUCAUUUGCCAAUUGGUUUUUAUUACUUCGCUGAAUAUAUGGAAGAUCCUACAACAAUAGGAUAUCCAGUUGCAAUGCAGAGGUUUUAUGCUGACUCUGAUAUUUUCUUAUUUUGGUCAUAUGGCAAUUCAGUCGACAUUAAAGGACCAAAAGUCUCUCAGCUUGCAAUGAGAACAGUAGAAAGUAUGGGGGGACAAGUUGAGGAGAUGGUGCUACAACGAAGAUUCAAGUAUUUUCCCCAUGUUAGAAGCCAAGAUAUGAAGGAAGGGUUCUAUGACAAAUUAGAAUUUGAACUUCAAGGCUUGAGGAACACUUACUACAUAGGUGGGCUUAUGGCAUUUGAGCUUACAGAGAGAAAUUCAUCAUAUGCCAUGGCCUUAGUCUGCAAGCACUUUGCAAAUAAUGAGUCUGCACCAAUUUUUCCUUAUGUCAAGAAUUUAUUUCCCUUGCAAAAAGAUUGUUUGAAUAAGAGUCUUAAAGGUUUAGAUGAGCUUCCAGGAGUAAAAUUUCCCGAUCUACCUUCACUUGAUGGUUAUUUGAAACAUUGGGGAACUCAUAACAUCACUCAAAACAAGACACUUUAUACUUGGAUAAACGAAGAAGGAGCAGUAGUUGGCCAAAGGACUUACAGAGAACUGCAUGCCAAUGCUUCUUGCAUUGCUCAAAACCUCUUGACAAGCCAAAAGCCUGAUAUCAAGCCUGGUGAUAGGGUUCUCCUAGUCUAUGUCCCGGGUCUGGACUUCAUUGAUGCCUUCUUUGGAUGCUUAAGAGCAAAAGUGUUACCGGUGCCAGUUCUUCCUCCUGAUCCUAUGCAAAGAGGUGGCCAAGCACUUCAAAAGAUUGAGAAUAUUGCUAAAUCGUGUCAGGCAGUGGCAAUCUUAUCGACAGUUGGUUAUCACUCAGCAGUUCGAGCAGGUUUGGUGAAGAGUCUCAUUUUGUUGACAGGAAAAAGUGGUAAAUGCAAAGCACAGUGGCCCAAUCUUCCAUGGUUACACACAAAUACUUGGGUCAAGAACACUAAGAAUUUGCUUGUAGAAGGUAAAAUUGAUCAAUUUGAACCGCAGCCAGAUGAUUUAUGCUUUCUGCAAUUCACAUCAGGAUCAACAGGCGAUGCUAAAGGAGUCAUGAUAACUCAUGGGGGUCUCAUUCACAACGUAAAAUUGAUGCGAAAAAGAUACAAGAGCACCUCCAAGACAGUUUUAGUAAGUUGGCUUCCACAAUACCACGAUAUGGGGCUCAUUGGAGGACUUUUUACAGCGCUAGUUAGUGGUGGUUGUGCAAUUUUAUUCUCCCCAUUGGCAUUCAUCAAGAAUCCACUCAUGUGGCUCCAAAUUCUAAGCAAGUAUCGAGCUACUCACAGCGCUGGCCCCAACUUUGCUUUUGAGUUGGUUGUUCGAAGGCUAGAGUCUAGCAAGGAUCAAAUAUAUGACCUUUCUUCCAUGAUUUUUCUUAUGGUUGCUGCUGAACCUGUGAGGCAAAAGACUUUGAAAAGAUUUAUUGAGCUCACGCGUUCUUAUGGUCUAUCUCAAGGCGUGAUGGCACCUGGUUAUGGCUUGGCAGAAAAUUGUGUCUUUGUCAGUUGCGCAUUCGGAGAAGGAAAAAUCUUGGUGGACUGGGAAGGAAGAGUGUGUUGUGGUUAUGUGGUUCCAAAUGAUGCAGAUGUCGAUAUCAGAAUUGUUAACCCAGAAUUGAGUGAAGAGCUUGAAGAUAAUGGAAAGGAAGGUGAGAUUUGGAUUAGUAGUCCAAGUGCUGGAGUCGGGUAUUGGGGUUGGGAAGAAUUGAGUCAGAAAACUUUUAAAAAUGAGCUCCAAGAUCAUCCUGGACGUAUAUACACUAGAACAGGGGACCUGGGACGAGUAAUUGAUGGGAAGUUAUUCAUCACUGGAAGAAUUAAAGAUCUUAUCAUUGUAGCUGGUAGAAACAUUUACUCAGCUGAUGUAGAGAAGACAGUUGAGAGUUCAUCCGAACUUCUACGUCCAGGUUGUUGUGCUGUUAUUGGCGUUCCUGAGGACACUUUAUCAACAAAAGGGAUUUCUGUUCCAGACAGCUCUGACCAUGUUGGUUUGGUUAUAAUUGCUGAGGUUAAAGAUGGAAAACCUGUUAGCAAGGAUGUAGUUGAUCAUAUUAAAUUGCGUGUUGCAGAAGAACAUGGAGUCAAUGUUGCUUCUGUUAAGCUUAUCAAGCCUAGAACCAUAAGCAAAACGACGUCAGGAAAGAUCAAGAGAUUCGAAUGCCUUAAACAGUUUACUGAUGGGACAUUGAAUGCAGUACCAGAUCCAAUUAUUUCUAAAAAGGUUUUGAAACGAUCCUUCACUACAGGAACAUGUAGAGAUGGAAACACCCCCCGCGCUCAACUAGUGAGUUCUCCUAUACCAAGUCUCAUAAUGAGCAACAGAGAAAUUACGGAGUUUUUAAAAGGAGUAGUCUCUGAACAGACUGGUAUACCCACUAAAGACAUAUCUGAAAAUGAGAACCUAGUCUCCUAUGGAAUUGACUCAAUUGGUGUUGUCAGAGCUGCUCAAAAACUUUCAGAUUUCCUUGGUGUUUCAGUUGGAGCUGUAGAUAUUUUCACAGCCUCUUGCAUUGCAGAGUUGGCAAGCUUUUCAGAGAAUCUAUUGCACAAGUCCCAACCUGAGCAAUUGAGCACUCUAUCUCAUGUUACCGAACACGAGAUUGAUUUUGCUGAGCCUUUAAUGGAAGUUUCUAUGUCUCGCCAGUUACAUAUCUGGUUGCUCCAAAAUCUAGCUCUUGUUUAUGUUGCUUUCCUUCUUGUUUUCCCUGCCUAUUUGUCAUUUUCCCUUUUCAUGUGGUCUAUCUCAGCCAUUGGUCCAUUGACAGGAGGAAUUCUCUGGUUAGACUAUUUGAUCCCUUUGGCUCUUGCUCCUCUUGCUUGGAUUUUUUGUAUCCUUUGUACUUGCCUUUGCAUUUCUCUUUUUGGAAAUUCUUUCUUAAGGCCAAAUUAUGCCUUGAGCCCUAAACUUUCCAUUUGGUCAGUUGAUUUUGUUAAGUGGUGGGCAUUGUAUAAGGCUCAAGAAGUUUCUUCCAAGAUUCUGGCAGAACAUCUUAGAGGUACAGUGUUCCUAACAUACUGGUUUGAGAUGUUUGGAGCUAGGAUUGGAUCUUCAGUUUUGCUCGACACAGUUGACAUCACCGACCCAUCCUUGGUUUCAAUUGGAGAUGGAGCUGUUAUUGCAGAAGGUGCUUUGAUUCAAAGUCAUGAAGUAAAGAAUGGAACUGUAAGCUUUCAACCUAUUAGAAUUGGCCGAAAUUCGUCUAUUGGACCUUAUGCUGUUAUCCAAAAAGAUAGUGUUGUGGGGGACGAGUUUGAUAUCUUAGCUUUGCAAAAAAAUGGAAGCAAGCAUGUAGUCAAAUCUGCCAAGAGUGGUAAUCUUCACAAGGGAGCAUUGCAGCCAAAUGUCAUAUCUAAGACUCAAACUGAUUCCAUUUACCAUUUGAUGGGAAUUUACUUAGUUGGCUUCAUCAGCUCUUUCUCAGCAACCAUUUUGUACUUCAUCUACAUUUGGCUGUCUAAGUCGUCUCCUUCCCCACAAGAAUAUGCAUUUAUGUGCAGCUUUGGAGCAUUUCACUGGAUACCUUAUGCCAUCACUGCAUAUGCCACCAUGUUUACUAGUGUCUCAUUCAACUUUUACGAAUUUUCCUUCUACACAGCCAUUUUUUACUUAGCUCAUGGCCUUAUACUCAGCUUGUUCACCUCUGCUUUGACUCAUUUCUUAUCUUCAACAAAAAACACAAAGGAACAUCAUUUCAGGUCAUGGCUUUGUGGGAGAAUCAGAAUUGCAUGUCACCUUAGAUUUGCCAAGCUCUUAUCAGGAACAGAAGCCUUCUGUAUAUACUUGCGCCUUUUAGGUGCAAAGGUUGGGAAAUAUUGCUCUAUCAGGGCCAUCAACCCAGUUUUUGAACCAAAAAUGAUUUCUAUUGGUGAUGGCGUUCAUCUUGGUGACUUCAGCCGGAUCAUAUCUGGAUUUUACUCCUCCAGCGGGUUUACAAGCGGGAGAAUUGACGUGCAGGAUAAUUCAGUGGUUGGGAGUCAAAGCGUAGUUCUUCCCGGUUCAAUAAUUCAGAAUGAUGUUAUUCUUGGGGCACUUUCAGUUGCUCCCAUGAACUCAGUGCUUCAAAGAGGUGGUGUUUAUGUUGGUUCUCAGACUCCAGUCAUGAUUAAGAACACCAUGCACUCUUUGGACGAUCGCAUUGAAGAGAUGGACACAAAAUACAAGAAAAUAGUCGGAAAUCUUGCUGCAAACUUGGCUGCCACAACUCUCAAAGUUAAAUCAAGAUAUUUCCAUCGAAUUGGUGUUAGUGGGAAAGGGUACUUGAAGAUUUAUGAGAACAUCAAAGAUUGGCCUGACCACAAAAUCUUCAGUCCGGGAAAAAGCUAUCCUGUGAUAAUCAGACAUAGUAAUAGCUUGAGUGCAGAUGAUGAUGCUAGGAUUGAUGCUCGUGGUGCAGCCAUAAGACUACUUCCAGAAGAAACCAGUAGUGAUCAGUCCUCACUCCUUGAUCUCACACUGAAAACAGGCAAUGCAUUCUAUGCCCGAACAAUAGCAGAUUUCGCGACAUGGCUAGUAUGUGGUCUUCCUGCAAGAGAAGAAUAUGUCAAGCGAGCCCCUCAUGUUCGUGAUGCAGUUUGGGCUUCCCUACGCCUUACAGAGUCGUAUGCUCAGUUGCACUACUACUCAAAUAUUUGUAGGUUGUUUCGAUUCUCAGAUGGAAAGGAAAUGUACGUAAAGUUCAAGUUGAGGCCUUAUGAUGAUAGUAUCAAUGAAGAUUCUGGUAGGGUCGAGCCUAUUGGGAUUUUACCACCCGACACAGGUGCAAUUCCUAGAGACAAAAAAGACACUCGUCCAUUACUUUUCCUUGCAGAAGAUUUUCGCAACCGUGUGAAUGAGACAAAUGGGGUUCGCUAUGUUUUCCAGUUACAAUUCAGACCAGUUCCGAAUGAUGAAGCCACGCGUGAUGUUGCACUUGAUUGUACGAAGCCUUGGGAUGAGACUGAAUUCCCAUACAUUGAUAUUGGAGAGAUUAACAUCAGUGAGAAUUUAUCUGCAGAAGAAUCAGAGAAGUUGGACUUUAAUCCUUUUCAAAAAUGCCCUGAGAUAGAUGUCAUUCAUGCCUCAUCAUCUUCCCAAAGUGCUUCAAUUGAUCACGGCCGUUCAUUGAUAUAUGAGAUCUGUCAGCAUUUACGAAAUGGAGAACCAAUCCCAGAAGCCUGGAAAAUCUUCCUGGAGCAGUCUGAUGUCAAAGUAGAUCUUUCAGGUUGUCCCAUGGCUGCAACACUAGCUAAGAAAGAUGAAAAGGCAGUGACUCUUCAAAGAAGUUGGUAUCAGACGCUCUGGGCAACUUUUGCCCAACCUCUACUCCAAACAGUCUUUCCUAUUUUCCUCUUGGCAUUAGUGAUCUUUGCUCCAUUGAAAUGUGUUCUUCACUUGAAGAAAGCUCAUGAACUCUCCCUGCAAUGGCUGCUUCCUUUGUUUUGGGUAUCUUCAGGUUAUAUGGCUGCAUUAUCUUGCGUGGCGGCCAAAUGGGUUCUGGUGGGAAAGAAGAAAGAAGGUGAAACAGUACUCAUUUGGGGCAAAGAGGUUUUCAUGGAUACAACAUGGCAAGCCUUCAGAACACUUGUUGGAGAUUAUUUCAUGGAGAUGACAACUGGGUCUGUUAUGUUCCUGAUAUGGAUGAAGCUUAUGGGCUCGGAUAUCGAGUUGGAAGAAGGUGCUUAUGUGGACAGCAUGGGAGCUAUGUUGAAUCCUGAAAUGGUGGAGAUUGAAAGAGGUGGCUGUGUGGGAAGAGAAGCUCUCUUGUUCGGACAUAUCUAUGAAGGAGAUGGAGGGAAAGUUAAGUUUGGAAAGAUUAAGGUAGGAGAAGGUGGUUUUGUUGGGAGCAGAGCUGUGGUUAUGCCUGGGGUGAUAGUUGAGAGUGGAGGCAAUCUAAGUGCUCUCUCGCUCGCCAUGAAAGAAGAAGUGAUUAAGUCAAGGUGAGUAAGUACUACGUAUCUAAGUGCUUACUACUAAAGAUUAUAUAUACAUACAUAUAUAGUUACCAAUAUAUAAUAGAAAUAAAUAAGAAAGCUCAUCAAUUUGUACGUGCAUUCCCAUCCAAAUGAGUGUAUUUCGUUUUAUAUGGUUUUUUACCAUAUUUAUAAAAUAAAAGAUGAUGAGAUAUAUUCAUUA